Messenger RNA from Penicillium lagena, 579 nucleotides. RefSeq lists its product as uncharacterized. The transcript has 2 exons. The record is from RefSeq and is a predicted model, not a curated record. Bases 1 to 579 code for a protein of 192 amino acids. Lineage: Eukaryota; Fungi; Ascomycota; Eurotiomycetes; Eurotiales; Aspergillaceae.
AUGCACCUCUCCACCCUCCUCCCCCUUCUGCUGACGGGCACCACCCUCAUCGCCGCCAAAUCUCACUCAACCUCUACCGGAACGACAUCUACACUACCCCCACUAGGCAAAACACUAAAUGUCACCGUCAUAACCGCGCACCAUGGCCGCUCCGCGAUAGAAUGCUGGGCUCUCGAGCCAGACUUCGAGACCUCCACCGUGACCGGGACGGACGGCGCGUCAUUUCUAUCCCUCGGUCCCAUCGGCGGUGUUGCAGGUGGAAAUACGAGCUAUGUUGUUGUGCCGCCGAAGUUUGACGGUGGGAUUCAUAAUGCGCCUGUUAACCAAUGGGUAAUCUGCCUCUCAGGCGAACUCCGCAUAACGCUUCCAAACUCGACAUCCUCAGCUCGUAUCUCGGCAGGAAAGAACAGCGCCCUUCUCGCGCUCGACACUCCCGAUGUGAGUAAGCUGGGUCAUUAUACGGACUACCCGUCAGAGGAUCGCUCGAUUGGGUUGGAGAUUCCCCUGGGGGAGGCGGGUGUGCCGAAGCAUCGGGUUUUGUCGGAGGGGGCUUGUGAGGGGAAUGAGCUUUUGGAUUGA